CCCACCCUUAUCCCACCAUAUCUAUGCAAGUUUCUGCCCUCUUAACCUUUUUUUCUAGCUCUGAUAAGGCUCUUGUAGAAGCCGUUGUUCCACAUCGUCUUUCCUGGUAAUAAAUUUAUUCACUCGGCUACCUCGCUUGAACUUGUUUGCUUGCGAAUUUUCACCCACCUUGUUGGAUAGCUGUGUCACCUUACUACGUCAAUCUCUUCUCUCCUGAUGCCCUGCCAAGUCCAAUAUCCCCGUAAGGCAUACUUAUAGAUUUUCAUAAGAUCAUUGAUUCCCUGCGCCUUCGGUAUUUGCAUCAAUUCACAUUGGUAUUUGCUCUUCCUGCGAAGCGUUUUUACUUGCCCAAAAUACUACACGCGAAUUGAGUCUGUAUAUAUCCUUAAACAAUAUCAUGAAAGGAGGACUCGAAUCGUAACCGAAGUGUCCAGCCCAGUUGUUGACUUCGCCCGUCCAAGAAUGAGGUUCCUCUCACUCGUAUUUCUCGCACCCUUCCUAAUAUCGACCCUCGCCGCGCCAAUAAUAACAGAACCAGAACCAGAACCAGAAACAGAACAAGAACCAGAACAAGAACUGGAGGUCGACACAAAAUAUUUCCACGAGCCAGGUGGUGGGGAUGAAUGGGGUCACUAUGAUAUCAGAUACUUCAGUGGCGCUCCAGUAUCGUACGAAGUAAAACGUCAUACACUUCACAAUCUUAUCCGCUCCUACCUCAGUAUUUUCCGCUCAAAGAACAUUGAAACCUGGAUUGCUCAUGGGACCUUGUUGGGAUGGUGGUGGAAUGGGAAAAUCAUGCCUUGGGAUUGGGAUCUGGAUACGCAAGUUUCUGCCUCGACAUUAACUUGGUUAGGUCAGAAUAUGAACAUGACUUUACACAACUUCACGAUUUCAGAACUUGACGGGUCCACGGGGGAAAGACAGUAUUUACUUGAUGUGAAUCCGCAUAUUGAUGAUCGACUACGGGGAGACGGACAGAAUGUUAUUGAUGCGCGAUGGAUUGAUACUGUUAAUGGGCUGUUCAUUGAUAUCACUGGCCUUGCGGAGACAAAUCCAAGUAUGCAGCCUGGGAUAUGGAGUUGUAAGAAUUUCCAUCGAUAUAGAACGAGGGACCUCUAUCCGUUGAGAGAGACGGAAUUUGAAGGUGUUCAGGCUUUGGUACCUUAUUCUUUCGAUCGUAUCUUGACGGAGGAGUACUCGUCAAGAGCUCUAACAAAAACCCAGCAUGAAGGGUAGGUCUUGAUCUUUGCGUGCCCAGCUGGAACAUCUUAUGGGGUUUUUACUGAUUCUCAAUAGACAUCAAUGGUUCCCAGCACAAAAAGAAUGGAUCAAGCAAGACAUCUUCUCGCAAGAAUCCAUGACAAAUGGCCAAGCAGCCAAAGACGCAGCCCACAUUCCCAAGUCUCUAAAGGGAGAAGCUGUCCCUGGAUUCGGCAAUCUUUGGAAAGCUGUCGGUUAAAUUAUGCACGGGGGCAAGAAAAGAUUUUUAUCCCGUUAAAUGAAUACGUCAAUGACACUGCGACUUUACUGGAGCAAUAAUGUGGCGACAUGGAUAAGAUUGAACUCUCGGCAUUUUGAUUGUACGAAGGAGAGAAUACUUUCAUAUAGAAUACGAUCUCACGAUACACACCGGUGCAUUUUGCAGCAUUUUGAGUUUGGCAUACCAAAGGAGUGAAGGUUUUAUCACAAUUGUGGAUAUACGGCAUUCAUUUUUUGUUUGGCAUACCAUGGCGUUUUUGGUGGAGGCUCCACUCAUUGUUUUCAUGGGCUGGUAUGUAAGUAAAGUUAAUCAGUGAGAGGAAGGCAUGAAGAAGCUACCUUUGGGGUUUUGGAAG
Molecule: messenger RNA, 1835 nt
Organism: Hymenoscyphus albidus
Lineage: Eukaryota; Fungi; Ascomycota; Leotiomycetes; Helotiales; Helotiaceae
Source: the annotation of a GenBank genome assembly